AUGUUGAUGGAUUUUGUUUUUAUAGUAGGUGCUGACUUGCUUGGUCUCAAGCCAGUAUCUGCGUCAUCGUUAGCUGCAGCGGCGGCGGCAAGAUCUGCUGAUAUCAAUUCAAAUUCUCCUUCUAAGUUGUCAUCGACGACUCCCAAUCCUACUGUGAUGGAAGAAGCUGCCAGAAAGCGCGAACUUCGGUUGCUGAAAAACAGGGAGGCUGCCAAAGAAUGCCGCCGUAAAAAAAAGGAGUACGUGAAAUGCCUGGAGAACCGCGUUGCCGUUUUAGAGACUCAAAACAAGCAGCUCAUUGAGGAACUGAAAACGUUGAAAGAGUUGUACUGUCGGAAGGCCGACUAA
Messenger RNA from Soboliphyme baturini, 348 nucleotides. Lineage: Eukaryota; Metazoa; Nematoda; Enoplea; Dioctophymatida; Soboliphymatidae. The record is from the annotation of a GenBank genome assembly.